This is a messenger RNA of Annulohypoxylon maeteangense, 1711 nucleotides long. Its product is annotated as DExH-box splicing factor binding site-domain-containing protein. Gene Ontology annotation, biological process: mRNA splicing, via spliceosome. NCBI's taxonomy places the organism in Eukaryota, Fungi, Ascomycota, Sordariomycetes, Xylariales, Hypoxylaceae. Bases 287 to 1396 code for a protein of 369 amino acids. The transcript has a single exon. Gene Ontology annotation, cellular component: spliceosomal complex. The record is from RefSeq and is a predicted model, not a curated record.
GCUGUUUGAAUUUGAUGACUUCCUAAAGUUUUAACGUUCUAAAGAACCUAGCAUCCCGGCAUCAUUGUGAACCUUAUCAAGCCCCAUCGUCCCACUAUUUAUGGAUGCACAGCCACAUCUCCAAACAGAUUGCUCUUGCCUUCUGGUAAAUAGAACUUCUAUUCCGGAGCCUUAAGCUAUACCACCUAGUAGUUCAUCGAAUCUUUACUGCUGCCUAAUCUCAGAACAUCGACAUUAAACGGCUCUGUUUUCGGUAGCUAGGGUUUCCAGUUUAUUAACUGCGAAGAUGUCUAACCCAGCUCAACGAAUAGCGAUAAAAUUUGGCGCCUCGUCCUCGUCCUCGUCCAAGCCGACCAACGGAUCAAAAAGACAGACUCGCGCGCAACCAUCUUCGGCAUUAGGUAAACGCCACCGGGCCCAACCACACAACCAGAAUUUUGAUUCACAUUCUGAUUCGGAAAGUGGCGAAGAAGCCGGUGCUAGACAUGAGGCUAUAACGACUUUUGGCGGAGAAUCGUCUGAUUCAGAUAAUUCCGAGGCUAAGAGACAGAGGGUAGGAACAGAUAAGUCUAGGCGCGGCAUCGUGCCCUAUGUUAUCUCUGGUCAUCAAGAUCGCGACUGGAAGAAGGAGUUAAAAGCUCGGACCCAGCCCCGGGGGGUGAAGGAAGCGCGAUCUAGCGACCUCAAAGAGACAGUGCCAGCCGACCAAGACAGUCAGAUUAAGUGGGGUCUGAAUAAUACGGCGAAGAAGCCAAUAUCUAGCGAUGCCGAACAAUUUGACGACAGUCAUUUGAAACGGGAGAAAUCUGCGUCAUCUGAAUCGCAGAAAACCUCUCGAGAUGCGGGCCUCAAUAUUUCGCAGAGCGACGAUAACGAUGCCAUGGAUGCUCUUCUCGGGAAAAAGCGAAAGUCUGCCAAAGACCUUAUCAUCGAAGCACAUAAUACUCCCGAAGCCCCUUCCGAGAUCGAUGUAUACCGUCGCCGAAUGGAGGAGGCGGCAGAAGUGUCGACUGUCGAAGAGUAUGGUCAGAUACCUGAAGGGGAAUUUGGAAUUGCUAUGCUUCGCGGCAUGGGUUGGAAUGGCGAACAGCGCGGCAACAAGCCCAAGGAAGUCAAGAAACGACCUAAUUUGUUAGGUCUUGGCGCGAAGGUUGACGAAGAAAUCAGGAAGGGGGAACUAGCUCAGAAACAUGGGCAUCGUGAACGAAAGCCCCGUCUAGAUGAGUAUAGGAGGGACAAGGAAAAGGAAAGACGAGACCGCGAAUCGCGUCACGGUAACAGCUACAAGUCCGAGCGUGAGCGCGAACGACAAGAUCGCGAUUAUAAUACCAGUUCUAGUCGUCACGACCGAGACCGGACCAGUCACAGGUAUUCCGACCGAGGCCCCAGGCGUUAAUAUCUUGAUUUGUGUUCGAUCAACUUUGAUAGCUAUAUGCGCCAUCUCGUUGCCGUCUUGCUACAACAAGCUAUGUUGGCCAUUUUGGGGCGAGUCAUUGCGCAAUUUAGAAUCCACAACCUCCCGAGUUCUAUGUGUUUGCUCAAUUCGAGCCACACUGAAUGAAAUCAAGUAGAGCAGCAUGGUUUACGGCUCUAGGGCUCGAGGUGGAAUGUGUCAGGAUAAAGCCCUCUCAGGAGUUCUUGCCUGCGUGGCCAUUCGCAUGUAAGUUACCUUGCUGGAGAAUAUGGAUUGUAGCUAUUAUCAAUGCAAUGC